AUGGCAUCGAGAUCGUUCGAAAACAACAGUGGGCUCCAGAUUGGAAUAAACCAUGGUUCGAUAAAUGCAGUAUUCAGUCCACCACGAGAAGCAUUCCACAUCGGUUGGAUAUGCGCGCUGCCAAUUGAGGCCGCCGCAGCUCAGGAAAUGUUGGAUGAACGCUUUGGAAGACUUGAUGAUCAAGAUAUGACAGACCUUAACACCUAUAUCUUAGGCCGAAUCGGCAAACAUAAUGUCGUGAUCGCCUGCCUCCCUGGAGGAACUUACGGAACUACCUCGGCUGCCACCGUCGCAAUCAACAUGGUACAAACAUUUUCCAAUUCACUUCGCAUUGGGCUGAUUAUCGGUACUGGGGGGGGGCUUCCGUCGGCUGCUCAUGAUAUACGGCUUGGAGAUAUCGUGAUAAGCUACCCCCAGGGCAUUUGUGGCGGAGUGCUGCAGUACGAUAUGGGGAGAGCUGGAGUGGGAAGUCACUUUCAUCAAACUGCCUCAUUGAAUACUCCUCCUACAGUACUUUUAAAAGCGGUUGAUAUGAUGAGAGCUAGUGAGCUAACAGAUGAUCUGCGCUACCCUGAGUAUAUGGAAAGCGCCAUUAAAAGAACCUCGCGGACCCACAAAACAUUUGCCCGACCUAGUGCAUAUCAUGAUAGAUUAUUCAAAGCAAAUUAUAAUCACCCGGCGACUAUGAGCAACUGUGACGAAUGUCUUACAGAUUGGGAAGAGAUAAGAAACAAACGCGAGAGCAAUGUUCCAGAACCGCACUAUGGUAUCAUUGCAUCUGGGAAUACCAUUAUCAAGGAUGGUCGGAUACGAGAGCAGCUAAGGCUGGAAAGCGAUGCUUUGUGCUUUGAAACGGAGGCAGCUGGUUUGAUGACAGAUUUCCCCUGCAUCUUCAUCCGCGGUAUAUCUGAUUACGCCGAUUCGCACAAGAACCGACAGUGGCAAGGAUACGCGGCCUUAGCAGCAGCAUCAUAUGCUAAAGAGCUGCUAGGCUAUAUUCCUGAGGGCCAUUUUUUGCAAGAGAAUCUGGCGGGAGAUGUGUUUACUCGUUUACUCUUGAAUGAUGACCAGUUGAUGAGUCUAUAUAAAACAGCCAUCUCAAAGGUCGGCUUUGAAAGGUUCCAAAGAAAUUUUUCACGUAUGCUGAAGCGGUAUGGUUCGGGGUUAAGCCGCGAAGCAUGCAAUGAAAUUCAACGUGAAGCAGCGCAUUUUGUUCGGUUGUCCGCACGGCAGACAGCAGUUGAAGUCCGUAUAGAUCUCAUGGAGAAUAACCCCGGUUUAUCUCUCGAAAAGAAUUCAAAAGCAGCUCCAUCGGAAUUGACUCGAGUCAAUGAGUGGAUAGAGUCACACACAGGUGGUCGCACAGACCGAGACGCUGAUGGUGACGAGUCGUCUGUGGGCAGCGAUCUAAGUGAUACAGAAUCCACUACAAUAGCUUCACUUGAGAGGGUUAAAGAAUUCUUGGUGUCAACACAGGCAUUCUCUGAUCUAAAACUAGAAUUUCAACGGUGGCUGGAAAGUAAAAGGAGAGCUGGUCAUGGAGUUCAAAGCGAGGAGAAAAUUACGCAUUACCCUGGCAGUUAUAAUGACAUCCAGAUGGUAAAUUCUGAUUCACUAUCUUGCGUUGAUGUCAUGCGCUCCUUCGGCCUAGAUGCUAGCAUACAGGGUAGACUACAAUAUGCUGCCGACCACGGCAUCAGGGAGGAGCCAUUUUCUCCGGAUUGGAACGACAAAAUCCGUAGAGAUGUUCUUCGUCGAAACGAUGCUGCUCUUCAAUGGCACUCGCCACCAUGGUGGUUUCGCUUUCUGGCGAUAUAUUCCCCCCCAGCGGCUGGUUACCAACGAAUCCCGUAUCUAUGCGGCUGUGGAAAGUUCACAUAUCUUGAUGUCAGGGAAUUAUCAGCAGGUGGUAUUGACAGGUUCAGGCAGAAGCUUCUCGCUAGCAGCCGUGCGGUCCAGGCCCAAGAACAGACCGGAUCUAUUCACAAUCAUCUGGAAACUCCAGCUCAAGUUCAUUUGAGUAAUAUCGGUGAGACUUUUAGCCGCCGUUCAACACGAUACAUCCCCAUAGAUCCUUACUUAUCGCAAUCCACACAACGUGGAAACUCUCUCGUUACCAGUGCAAGCGAUCCGGACUCCAAAUUCCUUCUCUUGUGUAUUAACACAAAGGAUUCGACGGUCCUAUCGCACGUUGAAGUGGCCUCUUUGACAAAUGACCAGCACCUCUUCGAGCAAAUUUUGAUAGAGUAUAAAAAAGCUCGUGAAAACUCUGAAUUUAGAGUAACAUCUAUAAUUCCACAGUUGCUCUCCAACUUUGCGAAUACCAUUUCGACGCGGAUACCAAGACUACCAUACCUAUCGAAAUUUUUCAGUCUCUCUGUGAUUCUCCGCCAUGUUCACCAAAUGCGUCUUUACCGGAUUGAAUCUGGGGAUUUUGUGCAGUUUCAGCUAGUACCUAUCGGAAUGAGAUGCCUUCCCAUGUGGUUUCAGACCAAAAGAAUGCCACCAAAAGUUGAGGUUGAGGAAGGACGAUAUCUCUAUGACCCAGUUCCACUGGACGAUGUAGAAAUGGCCUACAUACCCCUAAACCACCUGCUAAAACCGGGACCUCACAGCGACAACUUUUGGAUCACCAGGUUUCCUAAAAAGAUUCGAGAUCCAUUAUCACGUUUGCCUGGAUCUGGCGGGAUGAAAGUCACUGGAUGGGGGAUUCAUGUGAAUGAAUGUUUGAACUGGACUGUGGUUCUACUUUCAAUGUUCAUCACGCUCCUAAUCAUUGGAUUAAGCGUAACUAUCUACGCACUGACAACCUCAGACAGUUCAUCUGCUUUCGGCCUCGGAUCAUUUCUUGUGGCACUGUUCACAGUUUACUUCACAUAUCAGUAUUUUGCAUGGAAAGAAAAUGUGUAG
This is a messenger RNA of Penicillium expansum, 2910 nucleotides long. RefSeq lists its product as uncharacterized. Bases 1 to 2910 code for a protein of 969 amino acids. Gene Ontology annotation, biological process: nucleoside metabolic process. The record is from RefSeq and is a predicted model, not a curated record. Gene Ontology annotation, molecular function: catalytic activity. The transcript has 5 exons. Lineage: Eukaryota; Fungi; Ascomycota; Eurotiomycetes; Eurotiales; Aspergillaceae.